Messenger RNA from Rhizophagus irregularis DAOM 181602=DAOM 197198, 2493 nucleotides. NCBI's taxonomy places the organism in Eukaryota, Fungi, Glomeromycota, Glomeromycetes, Glomerales, Glomeraceae. The record is from RefSeq and is a predicted model, not a curated record.
AUGCCUUUUCACCGCAUGUUUAAGUAUUAUGGAAGGGCUUUGAGAGAAACUAAUGCUAUAACGGCCGAGCAGAUGCAUGAAGUGGCCAAAUACUGCAUGAUCGAUGCUCUUAGCUGUCAGCGGUUAAUGGUCAAGCGUAAUGUAAUUAAUGAGUACAGGGAGGUUGCAAACAUAGCAUUUAUUUCAUUAUCAGAUGCGCAUUAUUUUGCAAUAGGGAUGAAAGUGAGCAAUCUUUUAAGUGCUAGUGCAUGGCGGGAAGGGGUUUUAACCAGUAUAAUUUCAGAACGAACGGAAACAGAAUCAUUCCCAGGUGCCUACGUCUUCCCACCAAUAAAAGGACUCGAAAAUAGACGUCCUGUAACUGGCUUAGACUUUGGAUCAUUAUAUCCGAGUCUUAUUAUGACUUACAACCUCUCACCCGAUAAAAUCAUUUUAUCUCGAAAACAUGCUGAGUUUCUGAGAGAUAGUGGCAAAACGCUCCAUGAAAUUAAUUUCAAAUUCAAUGGUAUUGAUGUUCUAGCAUGGUCUAUAAGACAUAAUAACAUCCCUGAAGAAAAGGGUCUCUAUGCUAUUGUGCUGGAAUAUUUGUCUGUUAAACGGGUUGAAAUAAAAAAACGUCUCGCUCCUGUGAAAGAAAAAAAGAAAGUCAUGGAACUGGUAAUAGGUUUAAUGGAUAAAGAUUUGUCACUAUCAGAAGCUAUCGAGCACGUUUUAGCAAAAGCGGAGGAGAAAAACCAUGCCAGCCUUAACAAAAAUCUAUACCAUUUUAUUAAUAAAGAAAAGCAUGAAUUCAUGGCAGAAUAUGAUUCAGUUUGUUUUGAAUAUUCUUGCUUAGAUGCAGGACAAAAUGCAAUUAAGGUAUACAUGAACUCAUUUUAUGGUACAGCUGGAGAUAGUAAGUCCCCUUUCUUCUUGCGUGCACUUGCUGGAGGCGUCACAUCUACUGGGCGGAGAAAUAUCAAACUUGUUGCAGAUUUCGUUAAAAGCAGGGGUUUCCAAAUAAAAUAUGGAGACACUGAUUCCUUAUAUCUUGUCUGUCCAGAGGAGUGUUUUCAGGAAUGUGAUGAGCUAUAUGACUAUGGUAAUGGGAUUCCAAAAGAAGAAUAUUGGUCUCGAAUGGUGGAAAUCUCUAUGGGGGAAAUAGAGAAACUUCGUGAUGAUAUCAAUGACUUUCUCAAGGCAGAUAACGGAUCCCCUUAUCUUAAAAUGGCAUAUGAGGAAGUCUUAUUCCCGGUAGUAUUUACUGGAAAGAAAAAAUACUAUGGUAUCCCACAUGAAAGCAAGCCGAACUUUAAUAAAAAGCCUUUCAUUCGGGGGGUUGAAAUUGUGAAACAAGGUCAUUCUACUCUUUUCUGCAAAAUAGGAAAGCAUAUUAUGGAUGAAUCUAUGAGGCUGGAAAAUAGUCGCACUAUACAUCAAAUCAUAAAGGAUGUUCUUAGGGGAUCUGUAAAGGAUAUUUCUCGGACAGAUCUUAAUGAUUUAAUUAAAACUGCUGUCUGGAAACCAGACAAAGAUAAUAAGUCUGUCCAGCGCUUUAUGUCACGAAUGCGGGAUAGAUAUACUCGUGAAGAAGCAGACGCCAAACGGCUCAUAAAAAAGGGCCUAACACCCAAGCCUUAUCUUUAUGAAAUCCCAGAACCAGGCGAGCGGUUUGAAUUUGUUGUAGUUGAGAAUGAUUUAUCACAGAAGGUAGGUGAUAAAAUGGAGUACCCAGAAGUGGCCAGACAGCUUGGUAAAAAGAUCGAUAUUAGUUAUUAUCUGAAUAGUGUUGUCAGCCUCUGUGCACGUUUUAUAAAUUAUGAAGAUAUAUACCAACCAUCACCCGAAGCUGUGCUGGAAGCCUUAAAAAAGUUAAAAGAUGCUAAUAAAGCAAAACAUAAUGGAGUGAGUGGUGAUGAUAAAGCAGAUGCUGGUGUGGCGGAUGAAGACGACCUGGACGAAGAGGAUGAAGACGAAAUAGAUGAAGAUGAGGUAUCGAAAAUAAGAGAUGCCUUAGCUCAGAAAUCAGCUGAAAAAUGGGUUAGAGGGUAUAUCAAAGAGCUACAUACUGGUCCGAAAAAAAAUCAUGCCAUUAUAUCCCAUCUGUGGAAAGAGGCUAAUACUUAUGCGAAAAAUUUAUUUAAUAGCACAUAUGCUGAUAAAAUAGUAAAAUACUCGGGAAAUGAUGUUUAUUGGUCUUCCUAUCUCAAUGCACUAGAUAAGCAAGAGGAAUCCAUCCGCUUAAAGCUAACAACAUUACUCGCAGAAAUUUCUAAGAUCGAUGUUGGCUGUAGAGAUAGAAUGUAUAAAUUAGUUACUAAACCCGGUAAGCACAAACCUAAAGCCAUGACCUUAGAAAAAUAUAUAUUAGCAUAUAUUCAAGAAAAUGAAUGUGCAUUAUUAGCUGAUUUGCAGAGCAUAUGGUACAAAAUGGUUGGUCUAGAAACCACACGCUAUCGGAUGUUAUCGAAGCUACAGGAUGACAAAAAGAUAACUCGUCUGAAGCGGAUAUAG